GUCUCAAAAAAAAAAAAAAAAAAGAAAAACCCUAGUCUAACUCAACCAACACACUCCAGGUGCUCUGCUCUUUAUGGGGGCCCAGAGUGGGGCCUGAAUGCUCGGGGGGGUCUCCCUGGAUUGCUGGGGGACACAGAGCCCACCUGAGCAGCCAGAGCUGCGCAUGAGGAGUGACUGUGGGUCCUGUUGCCAGGCAGGUACAUGAGCGUCGCAGAAAGCAGGGACAGGCCUCUGGCCAUGGCCAGCCUUGGAGAAGCCACUCUAACCUCAGCCCCUCCCUGUGCACCUGUGUGUGGUCUGCCCGCUGCCUGGUGCCUCAUUCCAGGGCUGCCCAGCUGGUCCCCAGAGUUCCCCCAGGACUCCCACCCUGAUAUCUUCCUAGCUGGAGCCAGGCCUGGGGACACCCCUCUGCCCCAGCAUUCCCAUCCUCUUGCUUAAAUCUCCCCCAGGAGCCCAGUACCUGCUCAACAGAUACCCAGGAUGUCCCCCACUUCCUGCCUUAACUGGGCUCUCUUCCCUGCGGACCUUGCCUCCCCAGGCCUUGGAGACCCACCCUCCUGGUGUCCUCCUCUCUUCCUAGUGGACCUCAGGCUGCAGGUCUCUGAAGGUCGGCCUGCAGAUCUCCCUGGACUACUGGUGGUGCACCAAUGUUGUCCUUCGAGGGGUGGAAGAGCCCGGGCUACUUGGAGGUGAUGUCUGCGUGUCACCAGCGGGCAGCUGAUGCCCUGGUGGCAGGGGCCAUCAGCAACGGGGGCCUCUACGUGAAGCUGGGCCAGGGGCUGUGCUCCUUCAACCACCUGCUUCCCCCCGAGUACACCCGGACCCUGCGCGUGCUAGAGGACAGGGCCCUCAAGCGGGGCUUCCAGGAGGUGGACGAGUUGUUCCUUGAGGACUUCCAGGCCCUGCCCCAUGAGCUCUUCCAGGAGUUUGACUACCAGCCAAUUGCUGCCGCCAGCCUGGCACAGGUGCACAGAGCCAAGCUGCACGAUGGCACCAGCGUGGCCGUGAAGGUGCAGUACAUCGACCUGCGGGACCGCUUCGAUGGGGACAUCCACACCCUGGAGCUCCUGCUGCGGCUCAUUGAGGUCAUGCACCCCAGCUUUGGCUUCAGCUGGGUCCUCCAGGACCUGAAGGGGACCCUGGCCCAGGAGCUGGACUUCGAGAAUGAAGGCCGCAACGCAGAGCGCUGUGCGCGGGAGCUAGCACACUUCCCCUACGUCGUGGUGCCCCGCGUGCACUGGGACAAGUCCAGCAAGCGCGUGCUCACUGCCGACUUCUGCGCCGGCUGCAAGGUCAACGAUGUGGAGGCCAUCAGGAGCCAGGGGCUGGCGGUGCAGGACAUAGCAGAAAAGCUCAUCAAGGCCUUUGCUGAGCAGAUAUUUUACACGGGCUUCAUCCACUCGGAUCCACACCCUGGCAACGUUCUAGUGCGGAAAGGCCCGGACGGGAAAGCGGAGCUGGUGCUGCUGGACCACGGGCUCUACCAGUUCCUGGAGGAGAAGGACCGCGCAGCCCUGUGCCAGCUGUGGCGGGCCAUCAUCCUGCGGGACGACGCCGCCAUGAGGGCGCACGCAGCCGCACUGGGGGUGCAAGACUACCUCCUGUUCUCCGAGAUGCUCAUGCAGCGCCCCGUGCGCCUGGGGCAGCUGUGGGGCUCGCACCUACUGAGCCGCGAGGAGGCAGCCUACAUGGUGGACAUGGCUCGCGAGCGCUUCGAGGCCGUCAUGGCGGUGCUCAGGGCGCUGCCGCGGCCCAUGCUGUUGGUGCUGCGCAACAUCAACACCGUGCGCGCUAUCAAUGCGGCCCUCGGCGCCCCCGUGGAUCGCUACUUCCUUAUGGCUAAGAGGGCCGUCCGGGGCUGGAGCCGCCUGGCGGGCGCCACGUACCGGGGUGUCUACGGCACCAGCCUCCUGCGUCAUGCCAAGGUCGUCUGGGAGAUGCUCAAGUUUGAAGUGGCGCUCAGGCUGGAGACCUUGGCCAUGCGGCUGACCGCCCUCCUGGCUCGUGCUCUGGUCCACCUGAGCCUCGUGCCCCCAGCAGAGGAGCUCUACCAGUACCUGGAGACCUAGAGUGCAGCCGCCCAGGGCCGGCGGGGCCAUUUUCGCCUUGGGCCGACGGAGGUGGCGGGGCUAGAGGUGUGGACACCCCGAGCCCCGUGGGCACUCGCAUUGGGGGACUGUGACAGCAGCUGGGCCAGGAGGCCGUGUAAUGACCACACACUCCUCUCACGCAAAAA
Molecule: messenger RNA, 2236 nt
Organism: Symphalangus syndactylus (siamang)
Lineage: Eukaryota; Metazoa; Chordata; Mammalia; Primates; Hylobatidae
Gene: ADCK5
Product: aarF domain containing kinase 5
Source: RefSeq, a predicted model, not a curated record